AUGUACAACUCCAAUAAUAAUAAUCAAGAUCUAUCGAGCUCAACAGAAACUCAUCAAGAUGAAAAUCAAAUAAACUCAAAAAUUUUCGAAAACUGCGCUUUUGUUUUUGACAAAACCAUUAACCUCAAAAGAAAAAAUCAGUUAAUUAAAAUUAUUAAAAAGAAUGGAGGCAAAAGCUGCUACUCAUGCACAAAGGCCACUCAUUUAAUCACCACUAAAGAAGGCUAUUUAGAGAAGACCCAAAAAGUUGAACAAGCUCUUUCUUUGGGUAUCCCAAUUUUGGUUAAAGAAUUUGUCCAUGAGUGUGUAUUAAAAAAAGAAUUAAUUCCUGUUGAAACCUUUUUAGUAUCAUUCUUAACAUCUAAUGUAUCUAUUUUAUCCUCAUCACAAGAGCUAGAGGUAAAAUCAAAUGAUGUAUAUAAAAAUAUGCUUUCACCCGUUAAUAAAGUUAAUCUUGAUGAUAAUACAGCAACAACAACCGAAACUACAAAAAAUAGCUCGCCAAUCAUCUCUUUGAUUGCUUUAGAAGAAAUAAAUGGUAAUAGUGCUAAUACAGCUCAAUGCAAUCAACAAUUUUUAGAAGCCGAAAAUCAAGCACUAAAAGAUAAAAUCAAAGAGAUUGAAUAUGAAUUUAAAUGCUAUAAAAUUGAAAAGGAGAAUUUAGAAAUAGAAAAAGAUUUAGAAAUAAAAAAAUUAAAAGAAGGUCAAAGAUAUAAUAGUACAGUCAAAGAAUCACUCUUAAGAGAUCUCGAGAAUAGAUGUAAAGAGGUUAUUGAUUUAGAAUUUAUAUUAGAAGAAUAUCAAGCUCGUAAUGCUAAACUUACAGACCGUUUGAAAAGUUCCAAUAAACCAGAUGGAAAUGAUGAAGAGAAAAAAAUAAUCCAAACAAAACUCGACCAAAUGACCACAUUAAAAAUUCAAUUAGAUAAUGAAAAUACUCAACUCAAUUCUGAAAUUGAAGGAUUAAAAAAAUUACACUCCCUCGGAGGCCAUCAUAUUUUUGGUUUAGAAAAUAAUAUAUCAAGUAAUCAAGAGAGUCAAUCUAAAAUACCAAUUAAUCAUCAAUCUAAAAUACCAAUUAAUAAUCAAAACCAAACAAUACUAAAUGAAGGUAUUAAAAAUGAGCUCGAAGGAGUUAAAUCAAAAAAAUCUGAAAAGUUGGGUGCUCGUAUUGCAAGAUUUUUUAGAUGUGGUAGAAGUAAUAGUGGUAGUGCUAAAUUAGAAUCAAACAAUUCAAAUAAAUCCUCAACUAGUAAACUACCAUCUUCAUCAUUAUCAAAUAAUUCAACAUCACCAUCAACAUUUUAUAAAAAUAACAACACCUCACCAUUGGUACCUCCACCACAUUUACCACCAUUACCAGCUUGGAGAUAUAAAUAUAUCUCUUUAGUUCUACCAAAUUCACUUGCCAAACCAUCUUCUGGAGUACAGAACUUGUAA
This is a messenger RNA of Dictyostelium purpureum, 1440 nucleotides long. RefSeq lists its product as uncharacterized. The transcript is spliced from 3 exons. NCBI's taxonomy places the organism in Eukaryota, Evosea, Eumycetozoa, Dictyosteliales, Dictyosteliaceae. The coding region runs from base 1 to 1440 and encodes 479 amino acids. The record is from RefSeq and is a predicted model, not a curated record. Gene Ontology annotation, cellular component: Set1C/COMPASS complex.